AUGGGCGGUGUCACCCACAGGGACCCGGCUAUGAGCGGGGGCGCUCCCAAGUGCUCUCUUAAGGACGGGAGCAUCCCCAGGCGCCCUGCCAGGGUCUCUGGUGCCCCCAGGGACUCUCCCAGGGACGGCGGCGCGUCCACGGAUUCUCCCAGGGGCCCUGCCAGCGGGGGGGCCUGCACGGCGCGGUGGCGUCACCAGGGCUCUACCAUGAACAGUGAUGCUCGCAGGAGCCCUCCCAGUGACGGUGGCGCCACAACAGCCCUACCAAGAGCCGAGGCGCCCCCAGGGCUCUCCCAGGGACAGCGAUGCCCGCGGGCCCCUCUCAAAAACAGCGACGACCCUAGUGGCCUUGCUAUGGGCGGUGGCGCUCUGCUGAAGCGGGGCGUCCAGCGCUCCCCAGGGGCCCUCCCAGGCGGCGGCGCCACCAGGGCCCUCCAGGGACGGCAACGGCUACACGGGCCCUCCCAGGGACAGCGGCCCCCAGGCCGUGCUAGAGCACUAGUGCCCCCAGGGGACCAAGGAGGGCAGAGCUUCCAGUGGCCCUGCAAGGUAGUGACGCCUCAGCCUGCACGGGCACUGGCGUCACCAGGACUCUACCAUGAACAGCGAUGCAGGAGCCCUCCCAGUGACGAUGGUGCCCAGCAGCCCUGCCAUGGGCCGUGGCGUCCCCAGGGGCUCUCAGGGACAGCGGAGGCCCGCGGGGCCCCAAAAAUGACGACGACCCUAGUGGCCCUGCCAUGGAAAGUGACGCCCCCACAGCAGCGCCUCCAGGGUCUCUCCCAGGUCCUGCCAGGCGGUGACGCCUCAAGGGCCAUGUCACGGGCGAUGGCGCCCCUACGGACCCUGUCAAGGGUGGUCAUGCCCUCAGGGCCCCUGCCAGAGACGCUGGCACCCCAGGCCCAGGACGGCCGCACCCCAAGUGCCUCCCAGGUACAACGGUGA
This is a messenger RNA of Homarus americanus (American lobster), 942 nucleotides long. RefSeq names its product proline-rich protein HaeIII subfamily 1-like. The transcript is spliced from 3 exons. NCBI's taxonomy places the organism in Eukaryota, Metazoa, Arthropoda, Malacostraca, Decapoda, Nephropidae. Bases 1 to 942 code for a protein of 313 amino acids. The record is from RefSeq and is a predicted model, not a curated record.